Penicillium antarcticum is the source of this 393-nucleotide messenger RNA. RefSeq lists its product as uncharacterized. Bases 1 to 393 code for a protein of 130 amino acids. Lineage: Eukaryota; Fungi; Ascomycota; Eurotiomycetes; Eurotiales; Aspergillaceae. The record is from RefSeq and is a predicted model, not a curated record. The transcript is spliced from 2 exons.
AUGGCGAACAGAAGCUGUGGGACGUGCAGGGGUACGUUUCAUCUCGGGAAACCACCUGUUCGAGCCUCAGCAUCUGAAGUCGCCGACGAUGGCUCUUACAUCGCCGGAUCCUCUGCGAUCGGACUUUCCCAAUAUUCCAACCGCAUCUGUAAAGGCUACAGUAUUCGGUUGUCGUGGCCAAAGGCAAAUGUCAAGCGGCGAGCGGUCGUGGCGCGCUCAUUGCUGCAACAGAGGAGCACCGGACACCGGUUCUCUGAUGCACGACUAGUCAAUGCAUCCACCUGGGAUAUUGAGAUGCAUCGUCAUCUCUCGGGUGUAGCAGUGAAUGGUGGUGCAGUCCACUGUGGAGACUUCUGCGAUCAGCGAGAGGACAGGAAUAGUGACGCCUUGUAG